Molecule: messenger RNA, 1743 nt
Organism: Stegostoma tigrinum
Lineage: Eukaryota; Metazoa; Chordata; Chondrichthyes; Orectolobiformes; Stegostomatidae
Product: zinc finger protein 239-like
Exons: 3
Coding region: 386-1381 (331 amino acids)
Biological process (GO): regulation of transcription by RNA polymerase II
Molecular function (GO): RNA polymerase II cis-regulatory region sequence-specific DNA binding; DNA-binding transcription factor activity
Source: RefSeq, a predicted model, not a curated record
GGAGGGGCGGGGGCACGUGACCGUUAACGCUAACGGAGCAGAGCUGCUGUGACUGGCGCCGGAGUGAGCCUGAGACGCGGGGACGGGAAAGGAUAUUCAUUGAGACCGGUAUCUCAAAACAAUUUCUGACAGUCAGCGGAGUGAUCGGGAUCUGAUUAUCAUAGGCAUUUACCUGUGGAAGGAAAAAAGUACUGUUAUUUUCAGCUUGAAAGUUUGAUGUGCAAUUAGAGAAUUCAAAUGAAACCACAUCCAGAUCUGACAGCCACUCUGUUUAUCACAAUCUAAUUAUCUCAGAAAUUUGAGCAUCAAAGGAGAAAGCACCGUUCACACUGGGGAGAAACACAUAUUGUCUGUGUGUGGAAGAGUCUGUGAAGGUUCAUCUGAAAUGUCCAAACACCAACGCAGUCACACUCGGGAGAGAUUGUGUAAAUGUGAGGAUUGUGGGUGGGGAUUUAUCUACCCUUCCCAGCUGAAAAUUCACCAACGCAGUCACACUGGGGAGAAGCCGUUCGUCUGCUCUGAUUGUGGGAUGGGAUUCGCUUUGUCAUCCAACCUGCGCAAACACCGGCGAGUUCACACUGGAGAGAGACCAUUUGCUUGCUCUGUGUGUGGGAUGGGAUUCACUCAGACAACUCACCUGCUGAAACACCGGCUAGUUCACACUGGAGAGAGACCAUUCACUUGCUCCGUAUGUGGAAAAGGAUUCACUUUGUCAUCAAGUCUGCUAAUACAUCAGCGAAUUCACAAUGGGGAGAGACCAUUCACCUGCUCCGUGUGUGGAAAAGGAUUCACUUUGUCAUCCACCUUACUGAGACACCAGCGAAUUCACACUGGAGAGAAGCCAUUCACCUGCUCUGAUUGUGGGAAGGGAUUCACUCAGUCAUCUUACCUGCUGGAACACCAGCGCGUUCACACGACGGAGAGACCAUUCACCUGUUCUGAGUGUGGGAAAGGAUUCACUCGCUCAUCGAAACUACUGAUACACCAGCGAGUUCACACUGGAGAGAAACCGUUCACCUGCUCUGAGUGUGGGAAGGGAUUUACUCACUCAUCGAACCUACUGCGACAUCAGCGAGUUCAUACUGGAGAGAGACCAUUCACCUGUUCUGAAUGUGGGAAAGCAUUCACUCAGACAAUUCACCUGCUGAUACAUCAGCGAGUUCACACCAGAGAGAGACCAUACAUGUGUUCUGUGUGUAGAAAAGGCUUUGCUGAUUCAACCUCCCUGUUGAUACACCAACGAGUUCAUACUGGGGAGAAACCAUUCGUUUGCUCCUUGUGUGGGAGGCGAUUCACUCGGUCAUCCAAACUGUUAACACACCAGCAAACUCACAAAGAACCACAGUUGAAGGAAUUUGCUCUUACUCGCUCCAAGGAAUGAACUGUGCUCUUUGGCCCAAUUGUACUGUUGUUAUCAAUCCCUGCUCAGUUAAAGUUGCUAAAAUUGCCAAUAAAAUGUUCAUAGCAAUUGUGUCCCUGUAAGGUAGGUUUGGGAAAUGAUUACACCUUCACUGUAUGUCAACACAUUAACACUGAGUAUAGACUGUCCACCUACAUGUAUAUGAAAAGGGACUUCCUCGUGCAUUAAGACUGGUUAACCACCAAUCAGUUCCCAAGUAAAUGGAGGACUGUUAACCAUCUCUAAACAAUGUUCUCUGGGCGUGUUUCUGAUGAUGUUUGUAAGCAUGUUUGGUUACCUAAUUGGGGGAAAAAAGCUGACAUAAAUCAGCCUUCUGUUAAAAC